Vidua chalybeata is the source of this 1670-nucleotide messenger RNA. RefSeq names its product AE binding protein 2 (gene AEBP2). The transcript is spliced from 9 exons. The record is from RefSeq and is a predicted model, not a curated record. Gene Ontology annotation, biological process: regulation of transcription by RNA polymerase II. NCBI's taxonomy places the organism in Eukaryota, Metazoa, Chordata, Aves, Passeriformes, Viduidae. Gene Ontology annotation, cellular component: ESC/E(Z) complex. The coding region runs from base 1 to 1551 and encodes 516 amino acids.
AUGGCGGCCGCUCGCUGCAGCGACAUGGCGGAGCCCCAGCGGCGCCUUCCCGGGCAGGCGGCGCCCGCCGAGGAGGAGGAGGAGGCGGAGGUGGCGGCGGAGGUGGAGGUGGCGGCCGCGGCCGCCGGUGGGGCUGGAUCCUCCUCCUCCUCGUCGUCGCCGCUGCCGCCGCCGCCGCCUUCGGCCGCGGCGGAGCCGGAGCCGCUGCUGCUGCUGAACGGCGAGGCGGAGAGCAUGUCGGAGCCGAGCCCGGAGAGCGCCAGCCAGGCCGGGGACGGGGAGGACGAGGACGAGGAGGAGGAAGAGGAGGAGGAGGAGGAGGAGGAGGAGGAGGAGGGCGGCGAGGAGGAGGAGAGCAGCCUGGUGGGCAGCAGCAGCAGCAGCACGAGCAGCGGCUGCUGCAGCGACGAGACCCGCUCGCCGAGCCCCGGCGGCGGCAGCGAGGCCGACGCCAAGGAGGAGCCCAAGGGCCCCCGGGGCAGCCAGGAGGACGGGCCGGGCCGCGGCGGCGGCGGGGGCGGCAGCAGCUCCAGCAGCGUGUCCAGCGGCGGCGACGAGGGAUACGGCACCGGCCCCGGCACGGGCGGCGGCAGCAGCUGCGGCAGCGCCACGUCGGGGGGCCGGCGGGGCAGCCUGGAGAUGUCCUCGGACGGGGAGCCCCUCAGCCGCAUGGACUCGGAGGACAGCAUAAGCAGCACUAUCAUGGACGUAGACAGCACAAUUUCCAGUGGGCGUUCCACGCCAGUCAUGAUGAAUGGACAGGGAGUUCCUGCCUCCUCUGCCAAAAGCAUUGCCUAUAACUGUUGUUGGGAUCACUGCCACGCCUGCUUCAGCUCCAGCCCGGAUUUGGCGGAUCACAUUCGCUCCAUACACGUGGAUGGUCAGCGAGGAGGGGUGUUUGUUUGCUUGUGGAAAGGUUGCAAAGUAUAUAAUACACCUUCAACAAGUCAAAGUUGGUUGCAGAGGCAUAUGCUGACACACAGUGGGGACAAACCUUUCAAGUGUGUAGUUGGUGGGUGCAAUGCCAGCUUUGCAUCUCAGGGAGGACUUGCCCGUCAUGUGCCCACACACUUCAGCCAGCAGAACUCUUCAAAAGUUGCCAGCCAGCCAAAGGCCAAAGAGGAAUCUCCAUCUAAAGCUGGAAUGAAUAAAAGAAGAAAAUUGAAGAACAAGAGACGGCGAUCACUACCAAGACCUCAUGACUUCUUUGAUGCACAAACACUGGAUGCUAUAAGACAUCGAGCCAUCUGCUUUAACCUCUCAGCACAUAUAGAAAGUUUAGGAAAAGGCCACAGUGUUGUAUUUCAUAGUACUGUAAUAGCUAAACGAAAAGAAGAUUCUGGCAAAAUAAAGCUCUUGCUUCAUUGGACACCAGAGGACAUUCUGCCUGAUGUGUGGGUAAAUGAAAGUGAGCGACAUCAGUUAAAAACUAAAGUAGUUCAUUUAUCAAAACUACCAAAAGAUACUGCCUUGCUUCUGGACCCAAACAUUUACAGAAAUUCUAGUAAAGGAGGUACAUACAGUGGAAUCCUGAAAGAUCACUUCUGUUAAGAUCACAUACUGAACAAUGCCCCAGAAGAGAUUGAAGAGGUAAAAACCAAGCAACUGGGGACACCUGCAGUCUUAGUCACUGACAAUGGAUUUAGAAAUAAAGUUGCACAUUAGUCAAA